Panicum hallii is the source of this 1407-nucleotide messenger RNA. Its product is annotated as eukaryotic translation initiation factor 3 subunit H. Gene Ontology annotation, cellular component: cytosol; eukaryotic translation initiation factor 3 complex; cytoplasm. The transcript has 12 exons. The record is from RefSeq and is a predicted model, not a curated record. Bases 161 to 1192 code for a protein of 343 amino acids. NCBI's taxonomy places the organism in Eukaryota, Viridiplantae, Streptophyta, Magnoliopsida, Poales, Poaceae. Gene Ontology annotation, molecular function: metallopeptidase activity; translation initiation factor activity; protein binding.
UUGGUCUCGCACGACUCUGCUCUCCCGCAGCCAAAAACCCUAGACUCCCCUGCCGCCGCUCUCUUUCCCCUCCCUCCAGCUCGCGCCGUCCUCCCAACCGCCCUCGCAUCCCCCCGCCUGCUCGCCGCUGCCGCCGUCGAGCACCGAUCAACGAGCAGCCAUGGCGAAUCCAGCGGCGCCGGGAGGAGCGAGGUCGUUCCUGCAGGCCGUGUCGAAGGUCACCGAGGAGGCGCCGACGCCGCUCCGCGUCGUCCAGAUGGAAGGCCUGGCCGUACUGAAGAUCAUUAAGCACUGUGAGGAGUUUGCACCUGCUCUGGUUACAGGUCAACUGCUUGGUUUGGAUGUUGGCAGUGUUCUGGAAGUGACCAACUGUUUCCCCUUCCCUAUCAGAGAAGAGGAUGAUGAAGCAGAUGCUGAUGGUGCAAAUUACCAGCUUGAGAUGAUGAGGUGCUUGCGAGAAGUUAAUGUUGACAAUAAUACUAUUGGAUGGUAUCAAUCUUGCUUGCUUGGAUCUUUUCAAACUGUGGAACUGAUUGAAACAUUUAUGAACUAUCAGGAGAGUAUCAGGAGAUGUGUAUGCAUUGUCUAUGAUCCAUCUAGGUCUAGCCAAGGAGUGCUAGCUCUCAAAGCCCUGAAGCUUACAGACUCAUUUAUGGAUCUUUACCGUAACAAUGGUUUAACUGGAGAGAAGUUAAGAGAGAAGAAAUUAUCGUGGGUUGAUAUUUUUGAGGAGAUACCGAUUAAAGUUUCCAACUCGGCGCUUGUCAGUGCCUUCAUGAAGGAGCUGGAACCUGAGUCUCCUGUUACUCAGUGUGACUUCGACAGACUUAAAUUGUCUACUGCUCCCUUUAUGGAAAGGAACUUGGAAUUCCUAAUUGGGUGCAUGGAUGAUCUUUCAUCAGAGCAGAACAAGUUCCAAUAUUAUUACCGCAACCUCUCAAGACAGCAGUCACAGCAGCAGGCAUGGCUUCAAAAGAGAAGGCAAGAAAACAUGGCAAGAAAAGCUGCUGGUGAGGAGCCAUUACCAGAAGAAGAUCCUUCCAACCCUAUUUUCAAGCCUAUUCCUGAGCCAUCACGAUUGGAGGGCUAUCUUGUUACCAAUCAGAUCUCCAGUUACUGCAACCAUAUCAAUGGGGUUGCUGGUCAGAAUUUCAAUAGGCUAUACCUGAUGAAGGCCCUGCAUGAGGACUAGAAGACUGGGAUAUGAGUGGAAGCUGCUGUUAGAUUUAACUUGUGCCACUGCUUAAAAUCACAAUUUUGCGAUGUACCUGACAUGAGCGUGCUAGUCUUCUAUUUCCGCAUGUCUCCGUGACGCCAGAUGGAUAGCUUCCAGUGAGAUGCACUUCCGCAAUGUAUCAGCAUUCUUGGUAUUAUUUCUGAAAUGGGCAGGUUCAUUACUAUUAGUCA